Molecule: messenger RNA, 1150 nt
Organism: Rhipicephalus microplus (southern cattle tick)
Lineage: Eukaryota; Metazoa; Arthropoda; Arachnida; Ixodida; Ixodidae
Source: RefSeq, a predicted model, not a curated record
AGGGAAACUGCAUCCACAGCGCGGGGAACGAAGCGUUGCUCGCUAUGGUGGCGGGCAACGCGACAUCGGAGAGCGGACGGAGGAGCCGCAUCAGCCGCGGCGUACUCGCUGCCCAACUGCUGGCCGUGAAAAGGGGAGCUUCGGGUCGAGCGAGGCCGCGCACCCGAUGAGGCCGGCGAGCUCGCGCUAAAUGAGGAAUGCGGCGCCGAUGCUAUGGAGGGCAGGCGCUCCGCUGCUGCUGCUCGCGCUGGCAGCAACGACGCUACCGCUGCAUGGCGCCGAGGAAGCACAGCCUCUAGGUGCAGAAUGCUCCGGGGCGUUCGAGUGCCAGAACCCUGAAAUGGUGCACUGCAUAGAUGGUAUCUGCGCUUGCCGCUACGGCCAUCACAGUCCGUACCUCUGCAAGGAAGCACCGGUGACGCACAGGCCUACCAAGGAGGGGGACAACGGAUCGUCAGCAGAGCGGGAGUGCCAAACUGAUCACCAAUGCCACCGCGGUUACUGCUGGCGCGGCAUCUGCUCCUGCAAAGAUGGCUUCGUCAAGGAGCGGAGCUUCUCUGGAAGUUGGAGCUGCGUCCACAGGACAUCUUCCUUUGGAUUCGGAAUCCUUGCGGUGAUCCCUGUUACAGUGGUGGUCCUCUGCCUGUUCGCCUGUUGUGUACAAGUUGCCCUGCGGAAACAACAACAGGUGCCCUUCAACGCCGCUGCAGCAGCGCAGCCCGAGUUUGCACGGGACGACGCUGGCAUGCCGACUGGAGCGAGCAAUAUCUACCGACAGAGAAGAUAUUUUCCGCACUACGUAGAAAGUCCUCAGAUCCAAGCUGGGCAAGAGGCCUUGGCAGCGCCGGCUGUGUCCAUAGAAUUGAAGCCAAUCGAAGCCGAGGAAAGUGCUUCAGACAUCGGGGAAGGCGAGAGCUCUGCAAAAAAGUAAAUCACCGUAGGCCUGACAAUGACGCAAGCGGCUCCUCUUGAAGUGUCAGGAAUACGUCACGCUUUCCUGCUAUCAUGAGCGGAAAGGGAAAUGCCACUCUGUUUCUCCUCCCUCGCAGGUGUCUGAAAAUUGCGCGGGUUUAUCACGUCCACUGGCAAGCCUCCAGAACUUGCUCCGACAGUAAGCGACGGGGAUUAAAUGUGCUGAAGUGCGAAAGUC